Molecule: messenger RNA, 732 nt
Organism: Malus domestica (apple)
Lineage: Eukaryota; Viridiplantae; Streptophyta; Magnoliopsida; Rosales; Rosaceae
Source: RefSeq, a predicted model, not a curated record
UCCAGUAGUGGGUUUUGAAAGACACUGAGAUAAGAUUAACUAUGGAGAUGAAGGGAAGCAAUAUAGGGUUUGUGGUUACGAUGUUCGUGAUGGCUGGGGUUGUUAUCGGUCAAUAUGUCGAUCCGGACUUUGUCGAUGACUCACUUACUGAUGCCGACUUCACAACUUUCGAAAACUUUCGAAACCCUAGUCCUGCAAUCCCACCACAACAUCAAAACCCUAUUCCUGUUAUCCCACCUCGUCUUAGAAACCCUCUCCCUGUAACCUCACCACCUUCUCAAGACAUUCUACCUGUCUUCCCCAAGUCAUCACCUCCCCCACCUUUUCAUCAUGCUCCUCGAAAAGAACACUCAUGUCUGAGAAGAUGCCGGAAAAACUGCACCAACGACAAGGUGAUUCUUAGAAGGGCAUGCUUUGAGGCCUGCCCUUCUAAUUGCAGGAUUUUUCAUGAAGGUUCAAAAUCACUAAAAAAGUGUUUACUUUCCUGCAUUGAGGCUAUACCCACCUAUCCUGCCGCUGCUUUUGUUGCUGAAAAGAACCAUAUUUUAAAGAACAUGAAGGGCCAAUUGGAUACUUGCUACAAUAUCUGCAUAUCAAGAAUUAGAAUCGAUAAUUAGAUAUCGAAUAGUAGAAAAUGUAAGAGAGAAAUCCACUCCCAAACAAUAUUGGGAUGAAAUCUUUUUGUCUAAUCAUGAAUUGAAUAAGAUAAUUAUUGUCUUUCUGGACAUUUCG